Schistosoma rodhaini is the source of this 213-nucleotide messenger RNA. The record is from the annotation of a GenBank genome assembly. Lineage: Eukaryota; Metazoa; Platyhelminthes; Trematoda; Strigeidida; Schistosomatidae.
AUGGAGCAUUUCAUUCCUUUUCAGUGGUACUUCUAUCGUUAUGUACUUUUUCUUUCCAUACAACAGCCAAACAAUGAAGCUUUAAUCCCUGUUCGUACUAGUGGGAAUUGUCAAUUUUGUUUCUGUAUAACAAGUGACUAUACUGGAAGAAGUGAAGGCGAUGAAAUUUGUCCCUAUUGCUUUUGUGUAAGUAAAGCACAUGGUUCUCCUUAA